Trichoderma reesei QM6a is the source of this 2430-nucleotide messenger RNA. Its product is annotated as cis-Golgi transport protein particle complex subunit. The transcript has a single exon. Gene Ontology annotation, cellular component: TRAPPIII protein complex; phagophore assembly site; cytoplasmic vesicle. Gene Ontology annotation, biological process: endoplasmic reticulum to Golgi vesicle-mediated transport; protein localization to phagophore assembly site. The record is from RefSeq and is a predicted model, not a curated record. The coding region runs from base 118 to 2430 and encodes 770 amino acids. Lineage: Eukaryota; Fungi; Ascomycota; Sordariomycetes; Hypocreales; Hypocreaceae.
UCUCUGGCCCCCGGUUCCGCAUGAAGUCACCGCAAGCAACCUGAACUUGUGUGCGUCUGUGUGUGUGUGUGUGUGCGUGUGCGUCAGCGGAAUCACCGCACCCAAUAGUCGCCUUCGAUGCCGCGGCCUCAAGAUGAAUCGUCGACGGAACCGAUUCAGGCGUUGCCCGCUGCGGCCUCGGCCGCCAAGUUCUCGUACAUGAGGCACUCGACGUCGACCAUCGAGCCGUUUCCGACGUCACCCUCCGAAUCCUCGCUCGUCUUUCGCCGAUCGACUGCUGCUUCCCUAUAUGCCUCGACGCUGUCGCCGCCGGGCUCGAGGUCCAUGUCACCUGCGGGCCGAGGAUCUCCGUCACGGGUUCUGUCGGGCACCGUGUUCGACAUUGGUCAGAAUCGGGGGCUGCCGGACAAUGUCGGGGACGACCCGAGCGAGCCAUUGAAUCUCAUUCUAAAGUCCUUUGUGCCUCAUGUGUCCGUCUGUGCCUCGCGGGAUACCGAGGCUUUGAUCCGCGAAAAGGGCUUCCAGCACGGAUUGUGGGAGCUCUUACGGCCCUUUGGCGAGAGCAUCCAGGGCAAGGUCAACAUCAGGGACAGCAACGGCGUUGGACGAAUAGUGGAGGACUUUUCUAUUCGCUUCACCCGAUUCGGUGAGAACAUUGAGCGCCCAGAUGCUCUGACAUCCGGAUCCCAGCAAGGCCCGGCGCCCCGGAGUCAGAAUGGGGCGCAAGAAAGGGAUGCGGGGAAAAGGUCGGCCAUCAACGACAUUGAGGCUGUCGUUGAGCGCCAUCUCUCGUACGCGGAGGAAUCGUUCCUUGGAAUGCCACACCAGAGCAUCAUGACGAAGAACGGUUCAGAUUCCGAGGCAGCCUCUCCAUACUAUGCUCUGUACCUGCGCCGUCUUCUUUCGGGCUUGCCCAUCUCGCCUCACGAGACCUUUGCCCACCCUGUUGCCUGCAUCAUAGCGAUCAGCUCGCGCAAUGCAGCCCCAAUCGAGGAGCUCCGGCGCCUCUACAGCGAAACCAGCCAGGGCGAGAGGAGACUGCCAUCAUGGGUUGACGGGGAUUAUCUGAGAUACUACGUUUUGGUCCACGACGAGGAGAAUGACGAUAUUGCAAGGUCCAUGGGACUGUUUGAACAGAUGAAGCGACACUUGGGGCUUCAUUGCCAUUUGUUGAGGCUACGAUGUAGUCAGAGUGUGGAAACGGAUGAUGACAGCAUACCUCUUCCGCGGAGCGACUGGAUGUCGGCUGCCGAAGAGUUGGCAGAGAUUCGCCGCAGCGAGAACGAUGAAGAUUUUGAGGAUCCGUCACGGUACAUUUUCGAGUCAGACGCUACGGCCAUCCGCACAUUUGUUCGCGAGAUGGUGACGCAGUCCAUCAUCCCUACCAUGGAGCGGCAUGCCACCAUCUGGAACGACCAGGUGGCGUCGAGGCGCAGGGGACUCACGGGAAGGUUCAUGAGCCUGUCCAAGAGGUGGACAGGGUUUGGUAGCACCUCGCGAAGUUCAUCAAGCGGCAUCAACACCAGCAAAGACGGCUACGAUCCCGCAGGCUACUACCGGGCCGAUACGUCGGAGGCCAUUAUGCGCAAGCUGGCUGACUUUGCCUUUAUGCUGCGCGACUGGAGGCUGGCUCAUUCUACCUAUGACCUGCUGCGAUCCGAUUUCAGCGAAGCAAAGGCCUGGAAAUACCACGCCGCAGCGAACGAGAUGGCUGCCAUCAGCCUUCUUCUCAUGCCACAGCAGUUGACCUCCAAGAGCCGCGCGGAGACUGUCGACCAAAUGCUGGAAUCGGCAUUCUAUUCUUACAACACACGGUGCAGCUCUCCAUAUGGAGCGACGAGGACUCUGAUCCUAGCCCAAGAGCUCCUGCGGCUCAGAGGAGGUUCCAGCAUCGAUGACGCCGCACGAUGGUGCACUCGUCUGCUCGAAUCUAAGAUCCUGGGCAGCAUUGGGGACGCGCUGCUCAAGGAGCGACUGGCCAUCUGCUAUGCCUCCAAGUCGGGGGUCGGCAGCUGGAGCUGGGGCAGCCGACGGCGAAAGUCAGCAGCCUGGAGCGUUUUUGCGGCGAGGGCUUGGGCCCAACAGUCCAAGUUCAUUCCUGCGCAGCGAUGCCUCAACGAAGCCAAGAGAAUGUACGAAACGCUGCCUCAUGGCCAGGGCAUCUCCCGGUUUGCCUUUGCUCGAGACACUAUGGACUCUCUGCAGCGCGAAUUAACGGAGAAGCUGGAGUUCCCCUCCGGCGGGCGCGACAGGGGCAUGUCGGAAGAUGCGGUCGACGGUGGCAUAGAUGAGGAGAGCGAGGCGCUGGUGGACACACGCUCGAGGAGAGCGAGCAACUUAGCACGGGGCGGGACGGAGACGGCACCACUGCACAACGAGGACAUGAGCAAAGAUACCAACGAAGCUAUAGAUCAGGAGGGUUUUGAAUAG